Ciona intestinalis (vase tunicate) is the source of this 1044-nucleotide messenger RNA. The record is from RefSeq and is a predicted model, not a curated record. Lineage: Eukaryota; Metazoa; Chordata; Ascidiacea; Phlebobranchia; Cionidae.
CAUUCCACAAGUGAUAAACGGUUUUUUGUUCUACUGAUGGAUAAGUAAUACUCGCUACACUUUUUUAUCAAGCAAUACAUUUUCUGAAUUACCUAUCCAUCUAGGUGGUUUGACGUUAUUACUUGUUCCGUAAAAAAUGCCAUUCAUUCCACAAGUGAUAAACGGUUUAAUUGGAUGGAACAAAAGUUUGUCCAAUAUCUCUUGGACUGGAAAACUGAGGUUGAUGUUCUGUACACUGGUGAAGAAAAGCGAAUUUUGGCACGAAAUACUCUUCAAGGACUGGUGUUCACCUCCUUAAAUUUGGUUGCCUUAGCUAAGCGACUGUUGGAUGAUCGCCCUAAAAAUGGUCUGAAAUAUGUUUGCCUGGGUACUUUUACGCAGGAUGUAUUAGAAGCCACCUUCGGUAAUUUGAGAAACUCAAUGAGACGUAACACAAAUCCAAAUAUAUCUCGAAUUGGCUACGGAAUAACCGCUAUUUCACAGCGAAAGGCAAUCAAGCAGAUUAAGGGUGGAAACACCACUUACGGUACAAAAAAUGCAUGGACUUCUGUUUGCAAUGAACCUUUGGUUAAAAAGGUAAUUUUAUGUUGGGUGAUGCCACAACAUUAACAGUUUUAUUAUGUUACAGGUUAAACUAAACCAGCCACAUUGAGCCUGCUGGUGGUACAGGUGAUACCUCCUCCUUUGAGGGGCUAAUACUCAAACAGUUGUUUGGGGGGGACUGGGAAACCACAAAAGUAAUCAAUUUUGGUAUAUUUAUUAGUUUGCACUUAACAUGGAACAUACUAACUGUGCAGCUAGAUGUUGAGGCAUACCAAGUUUCAAAUUAGCAUCAAUACCAAGACUUGUAUAUUGCAUGUACAACUUAUCUAUGUUUUUUUUUUCUUUUUUAUACUGUACUAACAAACUUUUUAUAGUACUCAUGGAUACUUCUGAAGGUUUUGUAUGAAUAUCUGGUAUACUAAUUCCAAUUGAUCUGCAUCUUUUAACUGCCUCAUCGUAAACUUUAUGGAUUUCUUCUUCAUUAUUAUUGGUUCAAUGCUU